AUGGAAGAAGAUGAGGAUGUCGUCAUGGCCGGCAUGGCUCCGCCUACCAUGAUUCCCAUUGGCCCCGGUCGUCCUUCGAGUACUACUCCGGAGAAACCUCCCAGUCCUCUGGAAUUAAAUGGUAUAACAACAGCCGCAGUUCCCGAUGAAACACCAUCAUUAAUCCAGUCAUUCCGAGAGAAGCUCCCUAUUUCUAUAAAUCUUUCCAAAGACGCCGAUUCCCCACAGGACCAUGCUACAGUUUCCACCCCGGAAAGGAUAUCACCAGAGGAAUCCAAGUCUAACACAGACGAGGACAGCCUGGUCGAAGAAGAUUCCGAUUGGCCCAAUGACAUGGCCGAAGAGAACAAGGGUUUGCCCCUUGCGUCUCUUCCCACAGGUCUAUGCUAUGAUAUUCGCAUGCGUUAUCACUGCGAAGUCAAGCCGACUUUGGACGUCCAUCCGGAAGAUCCACGGCGAAUUUAUUACAUUUACAAGGAGCUUUGCAAGGCAGGGCUGGUUGAGGAUCCCGAGUCUUCAAAACCGCUCGUCUCCCUGCCGCUACACCGAAUAUUGGCAAGAGAUGCUACUGAGGAAGAGAUAGCGUUGGUGCAUGAUCCGGAACAUUAUGCUUUUGUUAAAAGCACGAAAGAUAUGUCCGAGGAUGAUUUGAUCGCGCUUGAACACACGCGGGAUUCGAUCUAUUUCAAUUCCCUCACAUUCACAUCUGCCAUACUCUCGUGUGGUGGUGCCAUUGAGACGUGUAAGGCCGUCGUGGAUCGCCAGGUGAAGAAUGCCAUUGCGGUAAUCAGGCCGCCGGGCCAUCACGCUGAACAUAACAAAACCAUGGGUUUUUGUUUGUUUAAUAAUGUUUGCGUUGCGGCCAGGGUAUGCCAGAGAGAGUUCGGAGAAAAGUGUCGGAAGAUAUUGAUUCUGGAUUGGGACGUACAUCAUGGAAACGGCAUUCAAAAAGCUUUCUAUGAUGAUCCGAACAUCCUUUAUAUCUCUCUUCAUGUGUAUAGGGAUGGCUCCUUUUAUCCCGGUGGUGACGAAGGUAACUGGGACCACUGUGGUGAAGGGAACGGAUUAGGAAAGAAUAUCAAUAUUCCCUGGCCAACACAAGGGAUGGGUGAUGGCGAUUACAUGUAUGCCUUCCAGGAAGUGAUAAUGCCCAUAGCCUAUGAAUUCGAUCCAGAUCUAGUUAUCAUAUCUGCUGGUUUCGAUGCGGCUGCCGGUGACGAAUUAGGAGGAUGCUUUGUAACCCCUCCUUGCUAUGCCCAUAUGACCCGUAUGCUUAUGAAUUUGGCUGGUGGUAAAGUGGCAGUUUGCCUAGAGGGAGGGUAUAAUUUUAGAUCAAUAUCCAAGUCUGCGCUUGCUGUAACGAGGACGUUGAUGGGUGAACCGCCCGACCGUCUUUAUUCGGCAUCUGCAUCGAGACCUGCAGUGCACACCGUAAAAAGAGUCGCAAUGAUUCAGUCAGCGUAUUGGAAAAGCAUUUAUCCGAAAGGCCCUCCGGAGAUAUUCCAGGGCAAUAGGAUGCAUGAUAUCAUACGGCAAUACCAAGCGAAACAGCUUUACGACGAUUGCAAGCUCACAAAUCUUUACAUAUAUCGAGACACAAUCUCGAAAUCAUUUGAGAAUCAAGUGCUCGCGAGCCAAAAUUACGACAAAGAAAAUCCACUUCUAGUGAUCUUUCACGACCCCCCUGAACUCAUGGGCAUUCCACACCCUGUCACCAACAUAUUGGAACCACAUAACUGCUGGCUUGCUGAUGUCAUCAAGGACUAUGUCUCAUGGGCCAUUCAGAACAAUUUUGGCGUCAUUGAUGUCAACAUUCCCAAACACAUUACUUCAUCUAAGAAAUCGAACACGUACCAAGAUGAGACCCCCACACGAAUGCAGAUGAGUGACCAACUUGCUACGUAUCUUUGGGAGAAUUAUAUCGAACCCAACGACGCAACAAGCAUCUUUUUCCUUGGGGUAGGUGAUGCAUAUUAUGGUCUAACAAACCUCUUAGUGAAUACAGAACGAGUUCACGAACGCGUUAAUGGUGUCAUCUCAUUCGUGGCUGAAAACCCCGUCCGCGCUGUCUCGAGCAACACCACCACCUGGUUGUCGAAAUGGUAUAAAGAUAACUCCAUGGUCUUCGUCUCGCACCUGCACAGUGUCUGGUCCGGGCCGGAAAACAGUCGCAAGUUCUCGAAACGGCAUGGCCGUCUGAUCCGCUCACCUAACCGGGGGCUCAAUGAAAUGCUUAAUGCGCAUAAGGAGCAAGUUUUUAAGUUUAUAGUGGAUAGAGUGGAAGGAGCUGGUGUUGAGGAGUGA
Molecule: messenger RNA, 2304 nt
Organism: Paracoccidioides brasiliensis Pb18
Product: histone deacetylase HDA1
Exons: 16
Coding region: 1-2304 (767 amino acids)
Biological process (GO): chromatin organization
Cellular component (GO): histone deacetylase complex
Molecular function (GO): histone deacetylase activity
Source: RefSeq, a predicted model, not a curated record